ACAUGCAUUGACACGCUCUCAUCUGUUACCUACUGUCGCAUUUUCUUUUCGUCCUUGAUACAUAUUGGUUCUCGAGCUUGAGAGUGACGCAGUCGCGGAGAGAGGUGCUCUGCUCCAUCUCUGUGUUCAAUGGCGACCUGGGUCUUAUCAGAAUGUGGCUUAAAGCCUCUCCCUCGUUUAUUUCCUAGACCCAGAACUGAAGCCGUUUCUCGCACCAACUCGUUAAAGCUCAGAUUGUUGCACGCUGGCAAGAUUUCUUCUUCUGCAGAUCUGAGAUUCCCCUACGUCAAUUUUUCUAAUGGGUGUUUUAGAGAGAGGAGUUGGGGGUUUAAAGUCAGUGCUCCAUAUGGAGUUGAUUCGAUAGAAGGAGAAGAAGAGAGAACAAAUGGCGUUACUGGGAUUGAACAUGAAGAAGAAGCCGAAUUUGAUCCUGGAGCGCCGCCACCGUUCAAAUUGGCUGAUAUCAGAGCGGCCAUACCAAAGCAUUGUUGGGUUAAGGAUCCGUGGAAAUCAAUGAGCUAUGUGGUGAGGGAUGUUGCUCUGGUAUUCGGUUUGGCUGCAGCUGCAGCUUAUCUUAACAAUUGGAUUGUUUGGCCUUUAUACUGGGCUGCUCAAGGAACCAUGUUUUGGGCUUUGUUUGUUCUUGGCCAUGAUUGUGGGCAUGGGAGCUUUUCAAACAAUCCCAAGCUAAACAGUGUGGUUGGGCAUCUUCUUCAUUCUUCAAUUCUUGUACCUUAUCAUGGAUGGAGAAUUAGCCAUAGGACUCAUCAUCAAAACCACGGGCAUGUUGAAAAUGAUGAAUCAUGGCAUCCGCUUUCUGAGAAAAUAUAUAGGAGCUUGGAUAGCAUUACAAGAACACUGCGUUUCACUGUACCUUUCCCAAUGCUUGCAUACCCUGUCUAUCUUUGGACUAGAAGCCCUGGAAAAACUGGUUCUCACUUUCAUCCAGACAGCGACUUGUUUGUGCCAAAUGAGAGAAAGGAUGUGAUCACUUCCACUGUAUGUUGGUCGGCCAUGGCUGCUUUGCUAGUAGGUUUAUCUUUUGUAAUGGGUCCCAUUCAACUGCUUAAGCUCUACGGUAUCCCAUACUGGAUAUUCGUUAUGUGGCUGGAUUUUGUAACUUACUUGCAUCACCAUGGUCACGAAGAGAAACUUCCUUGGUAUCGAGGAAAGGAAUGGAGUUAUAUGAGAGGAGGGCUUACGACACUUGACCGCGACUAUGGAUGGAUUAAUAACAUCCAUCAUGAUAUUGGAACUCAUGUCAUUCACCACCUCUUUCCUCAAAUCCCUCAUUAUCACUUAAUUGAAGCAACUGAGGCAGCUAAACCUGUGCUUGGGAAAUAUUACCGGGAGCUAGAGAAGUCAGGGCCUUUACCGUUUCACCUAAUUGGAAAUUUGAUAAGAAGCUUGAAGAAAGAUCACUACGUUAGUGACACUGGAGAUGUUGUGUACUAUCAGAGUGAUCCUCAACUCAGUGGCUCAUCAUCAGAGUAAAUUCUGAAUGUCCUCCUGGGCUGAGUUCUCACUUGAUUUUCAAGCUCUCCCUAGUAGAUUUCUUGGCUUAGCUAAGGAAAAUUAUUUGAGCUGUAUUAAGGAAAAUUAUUUUCCCCCAGAGUUGCUGAUGCCUAGUAAAGAUCAUCAUCAUGGUGAGUGUGAUCAGCGAUGCUUGCAGAAGAUGAUAGCAGCCUCUAUUUUUAGUCUAAGGCUAGGGAUAUAUGCAGGGUAUUUUCACAUAUGGACUGUAAUUCUGAGGUAAAGAGUGUAGCAUUUGUUGUUCUUGAAGAGGAAAUCAUCUCUUCAACAAAUUACAUCAUGUACUGGUCAAUUGAUUCAUAACAGAAGGAAAUUGGCGCAAAGUAAUCUAAAAAAAAAAAUGAUGAUUAUUUCUUCCUCUUCCAA
Molecule: messenger RNA, 1899 nt
Organism: Hevea brasiliensis (rubber tree)
Lineage: Eukaryota; Viridiplantae; Streptophyta; Magnoliopsida; Malpighiales; Euphorbiaceae
Product: omega-3 fatty acid desaturase, chloroplastic
Exons: 8
Coding region: 130-1494 (454 amino acids)
Biological process (GO): lipid metabolic process
Molecular function (GO): oxidoreductase activity, acting on paired donors, with oxidation of a pair of donors resulting in the reduction of molecular oxygen to two molecules of water
Source: RefSeq, a predicted model, not a curated record